AUGCGUUCGAACAACCUUCUCAUGCUCGCCGGUAUGGCGAGCACGGCUCUCGCCUUGCCAACCGACAUGGCCAUGGACCGUCGUACCGUUGGCCUCGAUAUCGAUCUCGAUGUUAGCCUGAACUUGGGUGGCCUCCUCAGCGGCAUCCUUGGCGGUGGCCAGGAUCAGAGCCCCGCUAAGCUUCUCGACGGAAUCCACGCGCACGCCGCUGCGGCCCUCCAAGCUGGUGCAUUGGGUGUUAAGGCUGGUUCCGUUCACGCCAAGGCUCGCACGGAGCUUGCCGCUUGGUUGCGCGCUGAUGUUGGUGUUCACCUUGAUGCCUCUCUCCGCUCUCCUCUCCUCAAGUGGGCUACUGGUGGUGACGGCGACAUCCUCGAUGUCGACGUCUCUGCUGGUCUCUCCGUUCUGAGCCCUCACGCUGCCGACGUUGCUGCCAAGGGUGGCCUCGUUGUUACCCUUGACGGUAUCCUUGGCGCCGCCGACAUUGAGGCCCAGGUUGUCCUGAGCGCCUCGCUCCAGGACAAGCUUGCUGCUUUCCUCAAGGGCUCCGGUGCCGCCAACCUUGGUGCCGACGUCAAGGCUGGUCUCCACCUUGCUGCUGGUGGUGGUCUCGUUAGCAGCAUGAACGCCGACGUCAAGGCUGCUCUCCAGGCCUACCUCAACGGCCCCAAGGUCACCCUUGGUGCCUCCAUCAAGGUUGCUCUCCUCGCUUGGUUGGAGGGCAAGACUGCUGACGGUGUUGUUUCCCUUGGCAACAUCCCCGCUGGUGGUCUCACCACCAUCUCCGUUGGUGCUGACAUCGGUGCCCGUGUUGGCGCUGACGGUAUUGCUACCGCCGCCGCUAAGGCUGGUCUCGGUGCCUUCCUCAAGGCUGACAUCGCUGCUGACCUCGACGCUGACGUCAAGGCUGCCCUUGAGCUCCUUGUCAACGGAAAGGCCUCUUCUGCUCUCGACACUAAGUCUCGCACUGCUCUGGUUAAGUGGCUCUCUGGUUCCGACGUCUCUCUCGGUGUUGAGCUUCAGGCCGUUGUUCUGCUCUGGUUGUCUGUUGGUGUCAAAGUUGACAUCAGCGUCAACCUUGGCGGUGGCCUCAUCGGAAACCUGCUCACAUUCGUCCUCAACACUGUCACCGAGCUCCUCUCGAGCAUCUUGGGUGGUGUUCUCUCCAUCCUCACCGGUGGUGAGAGCCUGCUCUCGCUCAGCACUCCCUGCGACACCAUCACCUCCGAGUCCGUGAUCCCCAUCGCUACCAGCUCUGAGGCCCAGUCUGUCCCCGUGCAGACUCCCUCGUCGGUGGCCGCUCAGCCUUCCGUCGAUGUCCCCACUCCUCGGCCCUCCACUCCUGUCGCUAGCAGCACCCCCUGCGACACCAUCACCUCUGAGUCCGUGAUCCCCAUCGCCACCAGCUCCGAGACCCCUGAGGGCGUCGAGCCCACCCAGGCCCCCAGCCCUUCCGUCUCCGUCGACGUUCCCCAGACUCCUGCCGCUGCUUCGUCCACUCCCUGUGAAACCCUCACCUCGGAGUCCGUGAUCCCCAUCGCCACCAGCUCUGAGACUCCCGCCCCUCUGAGCACCCCCGCCUCCUGCGCUGGUUGCGCUCCCCGUGUGGUCACCGUCACCACCACCGUGAGCGUCCCUGUCUGCACUCCUACC
Molecule: messenger RNA, 1653 nt
Organism: Aspergillus ruber CBS 135680
Lineage: Eukaryota; Fungi; Ascomycota; Eurotiomycetes; Eurotiales; Aspergillaceae
Product: putative cell wall protein
Exons: 3
Source: RefSeq, a predicted model, not a curated record